GAAAUGCUGCCUGAGAGUCUCUACUUUGGGAGAAAAAACAAGUCGGCAGGAAGGAAGAACUCCCAUGUUUGUAGUCCAGACUCUCUUGGUGUUUUGACAGAGGUGCUAGCGAUUAGCACACGGAUUUUUACAUGGUCGUGAUUUGGAGGGGAUUCAUUAAAUGUAUUCGAGCUAUUAAAUUCCUUUAAAAUCUGAAACAUAAAAUUUGAGGAAGAUGCAGGAUGACGCGCGGUACCUCAAACGCAAAGUGACUGCAGGCAGUUUGGAUGUCCAUCCGACAGAGAAGGCUCUCGUGGUCCACUAUGAGGUGGAAGCUUCCAUACUGGGAGAGGGUGGAGGUCAUAUGCUGGGCGAACGCAAGGAGGGACAAAAAAUUAUCCGUGUGAAAAGUCUUUCUUCCAGUACAGAUGUAGGAGCUUUGGCCAAGAAAGUGGUGGAGGAAUGUAAACUCAUCCCUCCAUCCCGUUUGCCUCAGGUGGAGCAGCUCCUCUACUACUUGCAGAACAGGAAAUCAUCCCCGGUGGAGGGCAAAAUGGAGAAGAAAGAGAAAAGAUCUGUGAAACCCAGAGAGCUGACACCGUUUGAAGGAAUGGAGUUAAAUGAGGAAGCCAGUAUAACCAGAGUGGAGGAGUAUGUUGAACUGCUCUAUGAAGGCAUCCCAGAAAAGAUCAGAGGCUCGGCUCUCAUUCUGCAGCUCGCCCGCAACCCUGAUAACCUGGAGGAGCUGCUACACAAUGAAGCAGCUCUGGGUGCUCUGGCCAGAGUACUGAGGGAGGACUGGAAACAGAGUGUAGAGCUGGCCACCAUCAUUGUUUACAUCUUCUUCUGCUUCUCCAGUUUCUCCCAGUUUCACGGCCUGGUGACUCAUUAUAAAAUCGGCGCGCUGUGUAUGACCGUGGUGGAACAUGAGCUGAAGAGACAUGAUGCGUGGCGUGAGGAGCUGCGCAAGAAAAACAAGGCUUGCGAGUCAGCUCCAGAGAAUGGCUCUCUAAGGAGAGACCAAGACAAAGCUAUGAGGAAAUACCAAGGCCUUCUGGGUAAACAAGAACAGCUGCUCAGAGUGUCUCUUUACCUGCUGUUGAACCUUGCCGAGGACACCAGGACGGAGCUGAAGAUGAGGAAUAAAAACAUUGUUGGCCUGUUGGUCAAAGUUCUUGAACGGGACGACGAGGAGCUGCUGGUCCUGGUGGUUUCAUUCCUCAAAAAGCUGUCCAUCUUCCUGGAGAACAAGAAUGACAUGGCUGAGGUGGAUACUGUGGAACGAUUGGCUCGAUUGGUUCCCUGUGACCAUGAAGACCUGUUGAACUUGACUCUGCGUCUGCUGCUCAACCUCUCUUUUGACUCUGGACUCAGAGCCAAGAUGGUGGAAGUUGGACUGUUACCUAAACUGACUGCCUUGUUGGGUGAUGAGAACAACCGUCAGGUUGUCAUGCGUAUACUGUAUCACAUCAGCAUCGACGACCGUUUCAAGGGCAUGUUUGUUUACACUGACUGCAUACCUCAGCUCAUGCAAAUGCUGUACGAGCACAGUGAGGAGGAAACUGAAGCUGAGCUCAUCUCCAUCUGCAUCAACCUGGCUGCAAACAAGAGGAAUGCACAUCUCAUGUGUGAAGGAAAUGGGUUGAAGAUGCUCAUGAAGAGAGCGCUGAAGAUGAAAGACUGCCUUCUGAUGAAGAUGAUCAGAAACAUCUCACAACAUGACGGAGCAACCAAACCGCUGUUCAUAGACUACGUUGGUGACCUCGCAGCAGAGAUCCGUGCAGAGGAAGAGGAGGAGUGGGUUCUGGAGUGUCUGGGGACGCUGGCCAACCUCACCAUCCCUGACGUGGACUGGGAGUUGGUGCUGAAGGAGUACAACCUGGUACCCUACCUCAAAGACAGGCUUAAACCAGGCUCAGCAGAGGAUGACCUCAUCCUGGAGGUGGUGAUAAUGAUCGGAACAGUUUCCAUGGAUGACGCCUGUGCCGCCAUGUUGGCUAAAUCUGGCAUUAUUCCUGCCCUGAUUGAGCUACUAAAUGCCCAACAGGAGGAUGAUGAGUUUGUGUGUCAGAUUGUCUACGUCUUCUAUCAGAUGGUGUUUCACCAAGCUACACGAGACGUCAUCAUCAAAGACACCCAGGCUCCUGCCUACCUGAUAGAUCUGAUGCAUGACAAGAAUGCCGAGAUCAGAAAAGUGUGUGACAACACCCUCGAUAUUAUUGCCGAGUACGAUGAGGAGUGGGGGAGGAAGAUUCAGUCGGAGAAGUUCCGCUUUCAUAACAACCAGUGGUUGGAGAUGGUCGAGAGUCGCCAAGCCGAUGAGUCUGAACCAUAUCUCUAUGAUAACGACGACAGGACUGAUCUGUUCUAUAGUGCAGAUGGAAUAACUCCUGCAGACGGUUCAGUCAGCCCGGAUUUCUUCAGCCUACAAACUCAAAAUGGAGACAUGCACCACACUGGAGAUGGCAACGAUGUCUUCGACCAGACCAGCUCAUCACCUGGGCGACCAGCUACUGCCUACGGCUUCAGACCGGAUGAACAACCCUUCUAUCAGUACUCAUAGACAAAUACACACGAUCCAUUCCCCGUCUACAUCCUGCAGGUCCACUGUAAUAUCCUUAGAUUGAAUUUUCACUUCUAGAAUCCCUCAUGACUGAAGGCAUCACAAGACAUUGAUCAUAAAGGCUGAAAUGCAUAAUACUGACACACAGAUUUCAAACUAGUUAUUAAAUAAACUGCACUUCCAUGCAGUCAGCUUUCA
Messenger RNA from Micropterus dolomieu (smallmouth bass), 2740 nucleotides. RefSeq names its product kinesin-associated protein 3-like. Gene Ontology annotation, biological process: microtubule-based movement; cilium organization. The record is from RefSeq and is a predicted model, not a curated record. The transcript is spliced from 20 exons. NCBI's taxonomy places the organism in Eukaryota, Metazoa, Chordata, Actinopteri, Centrarchiformes, Centrarchidae. Gene Ontology annotation, molecular function: kinesin binding. Gene Ontology annotation, cellular component: kinesin II complex; ciliary transition zone; axoneme. Bases 215 to 2542 code for a protein of 775 amino acids.